AUGACCAAGGAAAAUGAUAAAAAACCCAAAGAGAAGCCAAAUCAGCGCAAGGUAUGUUAAAAACAGCGGAAUUGAUUUUUACUCCAGUCUUUCGACAGGUUGCUUUCCGAAACGAGGCAGUCGACGCGCUGGCAAACAUCUCAGACGAGUCACUUGUAAAUUUUGCGAAAGCAAUGGAAGUGGCGAAGUUGGACUGUCAAAAGUGCAGACUUCACGAGACAACACACAAUCCAAAGUGAGCAUUCCAUGCGUGACGUCACGCAACUAACCGUCCAAAGAGCUUCCAGACAUCAGAACUGUCGCGACAAUCCGUUCUGCAUCAAUCGAUUGGGCCUGGAAAAGUUUGAGAAAUUGAUCAAUCAGGAGUUGGAGAACAGAGAAGAGGCGAAGAAGGUAAACCCGGAGAACUAGUGUGAAAAAUGGAAAUGUCUUAUUCAGGAUCAGAAGCGCCGUGAUUUGAACGACCAGCCGGCGGGUCUCGUAAACGGAGGCAACUUCUGUUACGUGAACAGCUUCUUGCAAGUGUGGUUCAACGUGCCGGAGUUUCGCCAGAUAGUCUACGACUUCCGACCUUCCGUUUCGUUCACUCCGUAAGAAAUUCAUAUAAUGGACUGAUCAGCAGUUUCCACUUUUCAGGUUGCCAGCUCCCAGACUUGAUGUUCAAGCGACGAUGUUGGCUCUGCAAGACAUCUUCUACACUCUUCAGACCACUCCUUUCGUAAGUUAUGGCAAUAAAUACUCAAAGAAUUACUCGAGAUUUCACAGAACCAUUUGUGUGAUCUAAAAUGCUCCAUUAUUAAGUUUUAUCUCGAUCCCGAUUUUUCCCAAUUUUGUAUUCAAAUCGGAUUCUUUAGACGGAUACUGACAAAACAUCCAAUCUAGUCAAGCUGCUCCGCCUGAACUCCGAGCAACAGGAUUCGCAAGAGUUCGGUCUCAAGUUCUUCAAUGCCCUCGAACGAUGUCUGCCGGAUCAUCCGAACGGAAAAGUGAUACUCACUCGCCUGAAGGAUAUGUUCAACGGAGACAUGUGCACACGGAUACAGUGCAAAUGUGGGCACAGUUCCAGACGAGUGGAGCCGGCCAUAUCGCUCACUCUCAACAUCGAAGGUCAUUCGACUCUCAUUGAUGCGCUCAACGCGUACUUUGGAGAGGAACAGUGAGUACUUCUAGUUUUUUAUUGAUUUGUUACGCAUUAUCUUUCAGCCUCGACGACUAUAAGUGCUCCGGAUGUCAGAAAACUGGAGACGUUACGAAACAAGUGGACUACGUGAAGUUGCCGCCGGUCAUCGUGAUUCAACUCAAUCGAUAUAAGUACACAGCGAAGGGACGUCAGAAGCUGAAGACGCAACUCGCAUAUCCCAGGGAGAUUCCCGCAUUGGCAUUCCAGAGAGUCGAUCAAUCCAAUCGUCCACCGGCGGAGAUGUACGACCUGUUUGCGGUGACAAUUCACGAGGGCAGCAAUGCCGAAUGUGGACACUAUUACGAUCUGAUUAAGUCUCCGUUGAAUCAGAAGUGGUAUCGCUAUAAUGACGAAACGGUCGAAGCGCUCGCGAAACCGCCGGGAACCGAUAAGCCAACUAGCGCAAGAGGCGAUAAGAGUAGAAGGAAAGAGAAAGAGAAGACGCCGACGGAUCAGAAGGCGUGCUACGGACUGCUCUACCGACGAAGAGACGCCGUUCUACCGCUUCCGCAUCCCAAACUGCCUCCAGAUGAGCUCGUCGCCGAGUCGAAAAAGCUGAUUGAAGAGCAGUUCGAAGGACAAACGAAGCGGAAAAUAGAGAAAAGCGAGAAGAGAGUGUACGAUCUGAGAAGAAGAAUCGAAAAAUUGAAGACUGUUUACACCAAACUGGAGACGCACAGCGACAAGUACACGCAGGCUAAUGAGAUCGCCUUUCUUCCGACUUCCCUGCUUUUGGACAUUCUGAGUCAGGAGUACGAAGCAGCGAAGGGAGAGAAAAAGAAAAAGAAGAAGGAGUCGUUGGACAAGGAGAACGAUACUAAAACGCAAGAGCAGACUGAGGAUGAGGCGCUAGCCGCAGCCAUCGCCGCCUCAGAAGCAGAUCAGCUCCAGUUACUGUCUUGCCAACCUUCGACUUCUGCCGCCGCUCAAACUGAAGUCGUUGCAAUGGAAACUGGAGACGAACCAGACGCGGACACAAGUGAAACGUGUGAAACUCCGAAUCAAGAAGCCGCGGCCGAUAUCUCAAUGGAAUCGGUGGUCGAUCAAGACCAACCGAUCGAUUCACCCCCCAAGGAUAUCGACAUAGUUGCGAUUGCAAUGGAAGAAUCGGAACUUCCGGUUGUCGAAGCACCGCCCGAGAAAAGGACUCGUCAGCAAAACGGGACCGCCAAAUACGUGUUCUCCCGAUCAAGUCCGCGGAAAUCGACGAGUGGAGCGAACGGAGGCACUCCGAAGCCGACGCUUUCCACGCGCGUUGCUUCUGCUCUUUCUAGCCACGAAAUGGCGAUCUGUGGGCACGGGAAGAUGUCGAUCGAUCCGAUCCUCUACGGAGACGUCAAAGCGGUCGCCAGAGCACCUGCCAUUGCGCUACUGCGUGAAUACGAUUUCCGAGUCAAGAAGGUCUUUGAUAACGGGGACCGAGAGUUUCCGGAGCCACAGAGAGACCGAGAAGUGUUCGUGUUCACUGCGUAAGUUGUUUUGAUGCAAAGUACGCCUUAAAAACUACGUUUUCAGUGCUGAUAUCUGCAUGGAAUGUAUAAGGGAAAUGCGGCAAGAAGGAUUGUUCAACAAUCAGUUGGAAGACGACGACAGGAUGGUUCGCAAAGUUCUGAAGGAGGAGAAGCAGCGUUGCUCUGUGAAAGGCUUGGAGCCGAAGUCAAGCGACCACUUCUACGUGGCGAAGAGCGCUCUUGCAAAUUUCAAAAAGUCCGCACAGACCGCCCGAGAGGAAAAGUUGGCCCUUCGGCACACGAGGAAAGGAACUAUGUACAUCGAUUCGGUUUCUGCGGUAAAAUGACUUUCAGAAAACAGUUCAAUAACCGACUAUUUUCAGCAAAAAGCCGACGCUACUUACCCAGCUGCGAUAUCGCUCAAAAGAUUCCGAGGAAGACCACGUAAGCAUCCUCUAGAAGUGCCGGAAAAGAUGCAGAAAUUGGAUGAGAACGGGCUAAUUGAGGCAACAAACGAAUCGUUUACUGUGGAAGAUGAAGAGGAGCGCGUCGAGCCAGAGUCGCCGAGAAAGGUCACCCCCACGAAACCGGUGGAGUCAAUCAAUCCAGAUGCUUUGAAACCGACCGAGAAGAUUGAGUUCAACUCGGAACUGCGCUGUUCGCACGGAGGAGUCAACUACAGUCAGUUCAGACAUUCGGUCUCUCCGGAAGAGUGGGCCCAUCUGAAGAUAUACUUUGACGAUUGCUUCGAAGUGAAAUGCUCCGAACCCGUCUGUGAUGAGUGCCGCCAACAAGAAGUGGAUGCUCAGAACGGUUCGGAUAACAUGCGACAGUUGGUCAAAGAGAUGCGAAAGCGAAUCAACGACACUCUGAAGAAGGUCGAGUCCCGGUCGGAGAAGAGCACGGAAACGGAGGACGGAGAGGAAGUCAAGUUCGGAAUCUGCAGUGUUUUCAUUGACAAACUCAAGAAGCUGACGACGAGACAGUCGACGAGCCCGCCGCCCAUCUGUCAGGAGUGCCUGAUCUGCCAGCACGAACUUCCUUUCAAGGGAUUCCUCACUGAGGUUAGAGAAUUUCAGGUUCCGAGAAGAAAAGAAAUACCGUUGAUUGCAGGACAACCAGAAAGAUUCGCACGUGAUAGGCGUGACAGAAGAAGAAUGGAAUACUUUCCUGAAUGAAGUCCGCAAGUUGGAACUGGCCGGUGGAGAAUCUCAAGCCACACUUCCAGCGCCUCGCCCGAUCAUCAUUGACAACGGACGUAUUGUCGAAAUGUGCGAUGUCUGCUACGAACAACACAUAAAGUUCACGGAGGAGCAGAAGUACAUGUUCGACAACGAGAACAUCUACGUGAAACUGGUUAAUCUGGCCGACGAGGAAGACAUUGCAAAGACAAAUGGAAAGUCGCGAAGAGGGCGGGCGAAAAACGUGUACGCCGUCAAAAUGUCGUCGUCGAACAAACUGAUGGAUCUGAAAGUGCAGCUGUACGACAAGACGCACCAGCUGCCGAACGACCAGAUGCUGUAUCGAACUCUCGGAGGAGAGCAUUUCGACGUGGCCAACAACCAGAAGACGUUGUUUGAUUUGCGUGUCGCGCCCAACAAUAACGAUAAUGUGAGUGAAUUGUGAAAUAGUUUACGAUGAAUUUCGAUUGUUUUCAGCCGCUUAUUCUAGUGGCCCAGCAGUUCUCUCCAUCCGGAUCUCAGAACGAGGAAUCCGGGGACCGUGCUCCGGAACGUGGAUUCGUGGACACUGCUCUCGCUCAUUGA
Caenorhabditis sp. 36 PRJEB53466 is the source of this 4397-nucleotide messenger RNA. The record is from the annotation of a GenBank genome assembly. NCBI's taxonomy places the organism in Eukaryota, Metazoa, Nematoda, Chromadorea, Rhabditida, Rhabditidae.